AUGAUCAUUAUCAUAAUUACGCUGAAAAGACCAGACGAUGACCGUUGCUCAAAUGACACUACGAAAGUAUCUAUCGCUAGAGUUUUGCUCUUUCUUUCUUUCUUUCUUUUCCGGGAUAUUUCGGAGCUCAAUUCAUCAUCGCUUGACUCGAGGAAGAACAUCGUUCAAAACCCAACCGAAUCAACUCAAGUGUCCGAUCAAAGACACGAAAGUCCGGCGAAAGGCUCUCAGUUUCUACUCCUCCCUAUCUCUCAGUAUUUCUCUCAGUCUAUUUUUAUCUCCCUCUCUAUCAGUCAGUUUCUCUCACUCUCAGCCUGUAUCUCUCUCUCUCUCUCAGAAUGUUUCUCUCAACCAGACUCUUUCUCUCUCACUCUCACUCUCUCUCUCUCUCUCUCUCUCUCUCUCUCAAUCAGUUUCUCGCAGCUUGUUUCUCUCAGACUGAUAGUCUCUCUCAGGGCUCUCUCUCUCUCUCUCUCUCUCUAUCACGCUCUCAGCUUUAUUAUUUCUCGGUCAGUCUCACUCUCAGCCUGUUUCUCCUUUUUUCUCUCAGUCUCUCCUUUUUAUCUCUUAGUCUAUUUUUCUGUGUAUCUCCCUCGAUUUCUCUCAACCUCACAUUCUCUGAGUCUGCUUUUCUUUCGCCUUCUCUCUCCUUCUCGCUCCCAAAUUUUAUUAUUCGGUCAGUCAGUCUCUCUCAGUUUAUCUCUCUCUAUCAGCCAGUUUCUAAGUCUGUUUACCUCCUCUUUUUUCUCUCAUGCUACCACACACUCUCUCUUAGCUAGUUCUUUCUUUCUUUCUUUCUUUCUUUCAGCCUUUCUUUCAGCCUUUCUUUCAGCCUUUCUCUCUCAGUCAGCUUGUAUCUAUCUGCCCCCCUCUCUCAACCUGUCUCUCAGUCUGCUUCUCAUCCUGUUUUUCUCUUUCUUGUCACCAUCAAUGAUUAAUUGUGUACACCUUUUUGGUAUUUCGUUCAAAAUUAACAAAUGA
This is a messenger RNA of Acanthosepion pharaonis, 981 nucleotides long. The record is from the annotation of a GenBank genome assembly. NCBI's taxonomy places the organism in Eukaryota, Metazoa, Mollusca, Cephalopoda, Sepiida, Sepiidae.